Molecule: messenger RNA, 3364 nt
Organism: Phlebotomus argentipes
Lineage: Eukaryota; Metazoa; Arthropoda; Insecta; Diptera; Psychodidae
Gene: cos
Product: kinesin-like protein costa
Exons: 2
Coding region: 92-3160 (1022 amino acids)
Biological process (GO): mitotic spindle organization; microtubule-based movement
Molecular function (GO): ATP binding; microtubule motor activity; microtubule binding
Source: RefSeq, a predicted model, not a curated record
CGUGCUUCGGUGUAUUGUUUUGCUCUGCGUCACGAAAAGGAGAAAAUUGUGUGAGCGAAAAAUUGCAGGACAUGUAGAGUGUGACGUGGCGAUGGAGAUUCCCAUUCAAGUGGCCGUGCGCGUGUUUCCCAGGGACUUCGACAGGGAGAAGAGCGUCGUGCAGACCAUCUCGCAGGUGCGCCGCCCGGGGCUCACGGAGAAUGGCAAUGUGGUGCCGCAGAUGCUCACGUCGGGCAUGGUGCAGGUGGCGGGCCACUCGUUCCCCGUCACGCACGCCCUGGCGCCAGAGAGUGGUCAAGAGGAAGUGUUCCGGCGCACGGUGCUGCCCAUGAUUGGGGUGCUGCUGGAGGGCUACGACACCAGUGUGGUGUCCUACGGACAGGUGGGCACUGGCAAGACCUACACACUCUUCGGUCCUGGCCUGAAUUGUGCGCACAGCGAGGCGGAGCAGGGAAUUGUGCAGCGCAGCAUCAGGGAGAUCUUCUUACGUCUCUCCGCGCUGCGCACGCGGAAUUACGAGGUGAACAUGGCUUGGGUGGAGAUCUGCGGCGAGGACGCGGUGAAGGAUUUGCUGGAGGCGGGAAAUGUGCCAUGCGGAAGCAUCAGUGAGGCUUUCCAGUGGCUGAAGCUGGGCUUUGGCAACAAGACCGGCCAGACGUCGCACAGCAUCUUCACCAUCACGCUGGAGCAGCAGUGGGUGUCGCCCGAGGGUCUGAUCCAGCACAGACUGUCCACGGCGAGCUUCUGCGAUCUGUGCGGCACGGACAGGAUGUACAUGCUGAACAGCAUGAAUCAGCAUCUCAGCAUUCCCAAGGAUCGCCGGCUGCAGACGCUGGAGGACAUCGUGAACGCCCUCACGGAUCCCAGUGUGGUGCUGUACAACAACAACGUGCCGUAUCACCGCACGAAUCUCACGACGCUGUUGAAGGACUCCUUCGGCGGCAGGGCGCAGACACUCGUCCUGCUGACCGUGUCGUCGCUCGAGGAGAACACCAAUGAGACAAUCCACAAUCUCCAGUUCGCCUUCAAGGCGCAGUGCGUGCGGAAUUACGUGGUGAUGAACACAUUCUCCGACAACAACACGCCGCUGAACGUUGAACCAGUUCAGGAGGCGGCGCCAGAGCCUGUGGACACUUUUGGGCUGCAAUUCGCGGCUUCGCAGUGGUUCAAGCUGGUGUCCAAUGCCGAGGGAUUGCUGAGCAAGCUGGCGGAGAAUGGCAAUUUGGCGCAGCAGGAGCGCGAGCAGAUCGAAGAGUGGCUCUUCCUCAAGGCCGAGUGCGAAGAGUGUCUGAGUUCUGGCGAGAUGGUGGCUGGGAGUCAGCGAUUGCUGGGCCCCAUUCAGGAGGCGGAUGAGCCUGAGGAGAAUAGCGACCAGGAGGAGUGCCAGCAGAACACAGACAGCGAUUCAGAGUCGCAUCGACCGGAUCUCGAGGAGAAGAUGAGGAGUCUGAUGAGGGACUUUCAGGCCAAGACUGACACGCUGGUGAAUGAGUGCUACCAGGAGUUUCUGCGAUCUCACCCCAAGGCUGUGUUUGACAGCACGGAUUCCUUUCGCGGCGCCUCGCCACAAGAGCGCCACGGCCGGCGGAAGUCCAUUCAGCCGGGACAGAGCUUGAGCAGCAUCGAGAUUGCGAUGCUGAGUCGCGUGGCGGGGCGUGAGCAGCGCGAGGAGGUGCAGCCGGAUCUGGUGCUGCCCAGCCGGAAUGGGCAGCGAAAGGUGCUGGUGAACAGGCUGCAGAAGAUCGACACGGAUGUGGAGGGCAAGAAGCGGCAGAUGAAGGAGCUGGAGCACACGAUCUCGCUGAAGCAGAGACUGAUUGAGGACUUGAUUAAGAACAAUGACACGCGCUCCACGGCCAAGCAGCGCUUCAGCAAGAAGCGCAAGAAGCUGGAGGCGGAGUACGAGAAGGCCAAGAAGCAGCUGGCCAAGGCUGUGGCCAAUGGCAGGGGAAAGGCGGAGAUUGAGCGCCUCAGCGCGCUGACGGGACACCAGGAGACGCGACUGCAGGACUUGGUGUCCAUCAUCGUGAUCGCGGGUGAGAAUGGACAGACGGUGAAGAAGCUGCAGCACUCGCUGAAGGAGUCUCGGGAUCAGUUUGAGGCGCUGCAGAAGUCGGCGCGCAAGGCGAGCAAGGUGCGGAAUGCGCUCGAGGCGGAGCUCAAGGAGCUGGAGGCGGCUCAGGCGCCGACGGAGGACAACCAAGUGGAGGAGAAGAGUCAGAGCUUGCGAGCUGUGAGCGCCAGAAUCAGCCAUCUGAAUCACGUGCUGCAGGAGAAGUCGGAGAAUCUGGAGAAGUUCAGUGGCGAGGAGAACGACUCGCUGCGCCAUGAGAUCAGGAAUCUGCGGAAGACCAGAGAUCAGCUGCUGGAGCAGCGCAUCAGUCUGGACAAGAAGCUGAAGAAGGACAAGAUCCUGACGCACAACGAGGAGCGCAAGCUGCUGACGUACGACGUGGCCAUCGAGGCCAUCGACACGACCAUCGAGCUGAAGAACGAGAAGAUCUGCGGGCGCAGCAGCGCCGACUUGGCGCAGCGCCUGGACAGGGAGAAGGGUGAGCAGUUGCUGAUGGAGCGGCUGAGCAAGCUGUCCGAGGAGGAGAUGCGGACGCUGCUGUACAAGUACUUCCUCAAAGUCAUCGAUCUGCGCGAGUCCUCGUGGAAGUUGGAGGUGCAGCUAGUGAAUCUGGAGAAGGAGCGCGAUGCGUCCGAGUGGCGCGAGCGCGCUCUGCGGAAUGCUGUGCGUCAGGCGCGUCUGGAGGGUGAGAAGCAGGCGAUUCUGCUGCAGAAGGCGCACGAGGCGAAACUCACGCUGAUGAUGCGUCAUCUCAACGAGAGCAGCACCAGUUCCACGCUCACAGAUCCCUACCCGCCGUUCUACGGAGAGCCCAGCGAUGCCCUGGUGAAGGCGAAGGACAUGGACUUGUGUCCACUGCCCGGCGAUCGACAGCUCAGCAAGUACAAGCCGCUGGACAGGCUGAAGGUGAAGGAGUGCGAGAGCAAGAAGAAGUUCUUGGCCAAGUUCAGCAUGCUGACGCGCACGGCGCUUCCCAUUCAGAAUCUGAAGCAGCUGCAGCUCUCCUCGUCACCCUCCACGCGUGUGACACGCGAGAAGAACAAGCUCAUCAUCCAGCAGGACAAUGCUCAAGCCCGGCGCCACUGAAUCCCUCCUCCUCAGAAAGAACAACUCUCCUUCCGGACACUUUUUGUGAUAAGCAUUCAGUGAAGACUCUUUUUGCCCUCAUUUUUUACCCUUUUUUUUACCCCUUCCAAUACUCUUCUAUGCCAUGUUUUUGAACCCACUUUUUGUCUCUACACAAAUCCUUGUACUCUUUUUGUAAUAUGUUUAUUUUAGGUGAUGAAUAAA